GUUCAGAAACCUAAAUUGUUUACCUGAAUGAUACCAAUAAUCGUUGCUUCAAUCAUUUCCCAUUAUCGUAACAGACAGGUUGUUAUUAUCUAGGUACGUAUAAAUCUUUAUAUAUAGAAGCAAUAACUGAUAAAGUAUCAAUUCCAAAGCGCUCGUUUACGUGCAACACAAUGGCUCGAUUUAGUUUUGAAGGUGAAAUUAACAGUUUGACAAUACGACAGCAAGAAUUUCUAUGUGAUGUGCUUGAAGGUCGUGGCUAUACUGAUACUAAAGUGAUUAUAGAAACGGUAGGUAAAGCUGGUGACAAUUAUGUAGCUAAUGUGAAAAGGAUCACUGUAAAAGAAAAUGAUAAUGAUGUAUUCAAGAUUAUAGCGAAAAUAGCUCCGACCAAGGAAGAGUUACGUGCACAGAUACAAGCACAGGUAUUAUUCCGUAAUGAAGGUCUCAUGUACUGUGAAGUUCUACCAGCAUUAUUGCAACUGCAGAAAGAAGAAGGUGUUCCAGAAGAAGACCAACUACGAUACGCACAAUGCUAUGGUGUAUUAUUAGAUGAACCAGAUGAAAUUAUUCUUCUAGAAGAUCUAUUAGAAUCCAAUUUCACUAUGCUUGAUAGAUUCACAUCUCUUUCAAACGAAUGCAUUAAACUAAAUCUUAAAAACUUAGCACUUCUUCAUUCUCUGUCACUAGUGUUCAAAAAACAGGAACCAAAUAAAUUUGAUGAAUUUAAACAGAAACUCGUUGACUGUUUUGUUACUAUGACUGAAAUUCCAGAAUUCAAAUUUUAUAUACAGAGCAUGGAAAAUGAUGCUAUUCAAGUUUUAGAUGACAACAAAUAUAAAGAUGCUAUCCGUGGCACUUUAACUAAAGCAGGAGAAUUAUACAAAAAAAUUGCAAAAGAUGAAAUAAGACUAAAAUAUUCAGUUAUAAUACAGGGUGACGGCUGGACCAAUAAUAUAAUGUUUAAAUUAGAGAAUGAAGUACCUGUUGAAGCCAUUAUGAUCGAUUAUCAAUUGUCAAGAGUAUCUAAUCCAGUAUGUGAUGUUCUAUACAUGCUCUUCAAUUGCACUGACUACGCUACCAGACGCGAACAUUACCAUGACUGGAUCGCAUACUAUCAUUUGCAGUUAGAGAAAUCCUUAUCCAACUUUGGUAUCAAAGUAGACUUUGUAUUCUCGAGAGAACAACUGGACGCUGAUUUGAAGAGAUAUUCAAAACUGUUCUUCGCAAAUGCAAUAAUGCUGAGUUCGGUACUGAUUAGAAAAUCAGAAGAUGCCGCUAAGGCAAAGGAGUUAAUGGAAAGCUCCGAUAAAGUUGACAUGGAGAAGAUCAUGGAAAGUUUUCAAAUAAAGAAUUUGGACGAGGAGUCAGUUUCGAAAUUCAAGAGCAGAAUAGAAGGAGUAAUAAACAGCUAUCGUGAUCUAGGAUACUCGUAUUGUGUUUAAAUGGAGAUUACGCAAAGGACAUAAUGUACACAUGAUAUAUUCUAAACAUAUUUUUUCACAAAUACGCAAAUUACUUGUA
Molecule: messenger RNA, 1521 nt
Organism: Achroia grisella
Lineage: Eukaryota; Metazoa; Arthropoda; Insecta; Lepidoptera; Pyralidae
Exons: 2
Coding region: 171-1442 (423 amino acids)
Source: RefSeq, a predicted model, not a curated record